AUGUCAAGCUUUUCUUUGUCAACGUCCAAAUUCUAUCCUCGUUUUCAAUAUACUAAAGAGCAAAAAGAUUUACUCAAUGAAAGUUAUCGUCUCCAAUCUUAUCCAAAAUUAGAAGAAAAAGAACGUUUAGCUACAUUAUGUCAAUGUACAGUAUUGCAAAUCGUCAAUUGGUUUCAAAAUCGUCGUCGUCGUGAGAAGAAGUCAUUAUUAACAAAAGAAAAUUCAAUGAAAAAUGUUGGGUUUGUCCAGCUCUCAACAAUACCAUCGUCAUCUACAGAAAUUCCAUCAACAGCUAAUUCAUAUGUUCCACAAUUCUAUACACCUAAUCUGCAUCCGUAUUAUUCAUUUUCAUAUUCAUCCAAUAUGGCACCAAACACUCAUUUUUAUCAAGAUCACGAUUAUUAUCACCAUCAAGCGGUCACAUCAACUCCAUUAUGUUCUGCUCCGACAUCAUCUCUCAAUUGUUUCCCUGAUCUAAUGAUGAUGCAACAUUCAUAUUCAAAUCCUGUGGAUCCAAAUCUAACUCUUACCCGUCAACAGUAUCCAACAAAAUUUACUAAUUAUUUCACAGAACCCGAUUUAUUGUCACAAAAUUUAAUGUUGAAUCACAAUUUCAAUUGUUUGUAUGACCAACAAUUAGUGGAAGAGUUCAUUAGAAAUACAUCAAGAAAACAAGAGCUAGAUGCUGCCAGAAGAUCACUUAAAUAUUCUGAAUUAAAUGUUUUGGAAGGCAUUGUGCGAAAAGAGUAG
Molecule: messenger RNA, 750 nt
Organism: Didymodactylos carnosus
Lineage: Eukaryota; Metazoa; Rotifera; Eurotatoria; Philodinida; Philodinidae
Source: the annotation of a GenBank genome assembly